Messenger RNA from Zasmidium cellare ATCC 36951, 999 nucleotides. RefSeq lists its product as uncharacterized. The transcript has 4 exons. The coding region runs from base 1 to 999 and encodes 332 amino acids. Lineage: Eukaryota; Fungi; Ascomycota; Dothideomycetes; Mycosphaerellales; Mycosphaerellaceae. The record is from RefSeq and is a predicted model, not a curated record. Gene Ontology annotation, molecular function: oxidoreductase activity, acting on NAD(P)H.
AUGUCCACAACAACGGAAACCAACCAAGCCGCCUGGCUCAUGUCCAAGCAAGAACGCCCCUUCAAAGUCGACAAAGCCCCCCAACCCGCCCCCGAGGGCCGCAGCAUCGUCAUCCGCAACCACGCCGUAGCCAUGAACCCCGUCGACUUCGGCAUCCAAACCCUCGGCAUCCUCUGGACCACCUUCCCCUGCAUCCUCGGCAGCGACGUCGCCGGCGAAAUCAUCGCCCUCGGCCCCGAAGUCACCCGCUUCAAACUCGGCGACCGCAUCACCGGCUGCGUCGAAGACGGCGGCUUCCAGCUGUACCCGUCCAUCCACGAGUCCGUCGCCUGCAUUCUCCCCUCGCACCUCUCUUACGCGCAAGGGUGCGUGCUGCCCCUGGCGAUCUGUACGGCGGCGGUGAGUAUUUUCCAUCCGAGGAAUUUGGGGUUGGCGCCGCCGAAGGUGGUGGGGGAGGUUGAGAGGAAGGGGAGCGUGGUGUUGGCGUGGGGCGCGAGUUCGAGUGUGGGUGCUUGUGGGGUGCAGAUGCUUAAGGCGGCCGGGUAUGAGGUCGCCGCGACGGCUGGGGGGCAUAAUGAGGCGUUUUGUAGGGAGAUUGGGGUGGAUUACUUUUUUGAUUAUAGGUCGGAGGAUAUUGUCGACCAGAUUGUUACGGCGCUCAAAGAUAAGCCCUUUGCUGGUGUCUUCGCCGCGAUUUUCAUGGGCGAUGUCUUGCCCAAGUGCACGGAUAUCGCUUCUCAGCUGGGGAAAGACGCCGCUUCGCGCGUGGUCGCUACGGUCUUGCCAGAGAGCAUGCCGUACAAAGAGCCCGUGCAAGAAGGCGUGAGAAUUGCGUAUUAUGUCUGGGUGAACUGGUUGCCGGCCGCGUUGGAGAAGGGCCAGAUGAAGUGCAAGCCGGAUCCGGAGGUUGUCGGGCAAGGCUUGGAGAGUAUUCAGCUGGCGGUUGAUACCAUCGGGGCGGGCGUUAGUGCGAAGAAGAUUGUUGUCGAGCUUCCAUAA